This is a messenger RNA of Cynoglossus semilaevis (tongue sole), 1175 nucleotides long. RefSeq names its product transmembrane p24 trafficking protein 4 (gene tmed4). The record is from RefSeq and is a predicted model, not a curated record. The coding region runs from base 133 to 795 and encodes 220 amino acids. The transcript is spliced from 5 exons. NCBI's taxonomy places the organism in Eukaryota, Metazoa, Chordata, Actinopteri, Pleuronectiformes, Cynoglossidae.
AUGACGUUGACGUAAGCAGCCACAGCGGCGGAGCUUCCUGUGGUUAAUGUCCGUGUUUAAGCGGAGGUGCUGCUCAAUAAAAAUAUUAAUAAUACAAAUAAAAAUACACCACUGAGUGAACGAAGCUACACGAUGUUUCUAUAUUCUUUAGCUGGUAUUUUUAUUUUAAUUGUAGCUUGGAUUUGUCCAAGCCGAGCUCUUUAUUUCCAUAUUGGAGAGACGGAGAAGAAAUGCUUCAUUGAGGAGAUUCCAGACGAGACCAUGGUUAUUGGGAAGUACAGGACUCAGAUGUGGGAUAAACAGACCAAUUCCUUCCUUCUGUCAACUCCUGGCCUUGGAAUGCAUGUGGAGAUCAAGGAUCCAGAUACAAAGAUUAUCCUCUCUCGUCAGUACGGGUCAGACGGGCGCUUUACCUUCACUUCCCACACUCCAGGAGAACAUCAGAUCUGUUUGCACUCCAACUCCACUAAGAUGGCUCUGUUUGCUGGUGGGAAACUGAGAGUUCAUCUCGAUAUUCAGGUCGGAGAACAUACCAACAACUACCCUGAGAUAGCAGCUAAGGACAAACUCACAGAGCUGCAGCUGCGAGUUCGACAACUUCUGGACCAAGUGGAACAGAUCCAGAAGGAACAAAACUACCAGAGGUAUCGCGAGGAGCGUUUCCGUAUGACGAGUGAGAGCACCAACCAGCGUGUCCUCUGGUGGUCCAUUGCUCAGACGCUCAUCCUCAUCAUUACUGGAAUUUGGCAGAUGAAGCACCUGAAAAGCUUCUUCGAAGCCAAGAAACUGGUUUAAUCUGUCUGUGUGGACAAAGGCAAGAUCAGGAAACGUGAUUAAAAGAACAGGAAUACAGUCUGGACUUAUCUGAGACACGUCCAGACAGAGAGACAGAGAAACGUACAGACUUGCCAUCAGCCAAAAGUGCUACAAGCAGCAUCGCAGCAGUGGUUUUUAUCAAUCUGGGACUUUGUGUUUUAUGUUUUAAGGUAGAAAACAACAUUCUGAUUGCUUUUUUUUUUUGGUUUCAUGUUCAACACAAGAGUAUUUGUUCUGUAUCUCUCUGGGCAAGAGUUAGCAAGACACAAAUGUAUGUAUAUUUAGUUGGUUGUUUCUAAAUCAAUAAUUCCUUAUUUAUUUCUGAUGGUUGUCAAUAAAUACAGGUGUCUGGUUAAAAA